Hypanus sabinus (Atlantic stingray) is the source of this 2576-nucleotide messenger RNA. It is a transcript of the gene rpl29, whose product is annotated as ribosomal protein L29. Gene Ontology annotation, molecular function: structural constituent of ribosome. NCBI's taxonomy places the organism in Eukaryota, Metazoa, Chordata, Chondrichthyes, Myliobatiformes, Dasyatidae. The coding region runs from base 1394 to 1720 and encodes 108 amino acids. The transcript has 3 exons. Gene Ontology annotation, cellular component: ribosome; cytosolic large ribosomal subunit. Gene Ontology annotation, biological process: cytoplasmic translation. The record is from RefSeq and is a predicted model, not a curated record.
CAUGUACAGUGAAAAGAUUGUCUUCCAUACUGUUCAUACAGAUCAAAUCAUUACAGAGCAUUAAGCUAGAAUAAGGAAUAACCAUCCAGAAGAAAGUGUAAAAGGUACCAAAAAAGUGCAGGGAUGGUAAAUGAUAAAGUGCAUAAUUAUAACGAGGUGGAUUGUGAGAUCAAGUGUCCAUCUUAUUGUACAAGAGGUCUGUACAACAGUCUGGUAACAGUGGAUAGAAGCUGUCCUUGAGCCUGUUAGUACGGGCUUUCAUGUUGUUGUAUCUCCUUCCUGAUGGAGAUGGGGUAAGAGAGAACGUCUGGGGUGGAUAGGGUCACUGAUUAUGCUGGCGAGAAGUGUAGGCAGAAUCCUUAGAAUAGGCUGGUUCCCGUGAUGCGCUGAGCUGCGUCCGCAACUUCCUCCAGCUUUCCGCCGUCACGUGCAGAGCAGUUUCCGUACCAGGCUGUGAUGCAUCAAUUCAGAACGCUUUCUGUGGUGCAUCGAUAAAAAUUGGUUGCCGGGGACACGCUGAAUUUCUUUAGCCUCCUGAGGAAGUUGGAGCGGACUGGGGCUAAGCUCAAUUAGUUUGGCGCAAGGGUCUGUUCUGCCCCGUUCUAGGUACACUCUAUCCCAAGUUACGUGCAAUCUGUGUUGAUUUGCAUUUACUAACUUAAGUUUAUAUCUAUCUGAGUUUGCCUUUUUUCCAGUGCAUUGUGCUGUUGAGGCAAAAAGCAAAUUUUUCAGUAAGUUUCCACAACUGGAAUGGGCACCCAUUGCAAUAAACUUGAACUUGAUCUAUUUCUCAAGCAUAGUUACACACACACAAAUGCUAGAGAAACUCCUCAAAUCAGGCUGCAUCUACAGAGGGAAAUCAAGAAGCGAUGUUUCAGGCCGAGAGCUUUCAUUAGAUUUAUUUCUCUCCAUACAUGCUGCCUGACCUGGUGAGUUCUUUCACCAUUUUGUGUGUGUUACUCUGGAUUUCAAAGUUGAGAGUAAACGUAUUAUUAUUAAAGUACAUAUAUGUCACCAUUUACAACCCGAGAUUCGUUUUCUUGUGGACAUACUCAAUAAAUCCAAUAACAGUAAUAGAAUCAAUGAAAGAUUACACCCAACAGGGCGGACAGCCAGUAUGCAAAAGACAAGAAACUAUGCAAAUAAAAAAUUGAUAUUACAUAAAUAAGCAAUAAAUAUUGAGAACAGAAGAUGAAGAGUUGAGUCCAUAGAUUGUGGGAACAAUUAAGUGACUCGGCAAGAGAAGCUGAGUGAAGUUAUCUUCACUGGUUCAAGAGCCUGAUAGUUGGUCAACUCUUGGAUGUGAUUAAGAAGUUUGUUAAUACUUCAGCUGAAUGAAAUAUCACUAGCCGUAAACUGUCAUCAUUAUGAACGAACGACGCUGUAGAAAACAAUGAGUAUGUGUCUGACUCCUCUUCGAGCUGUUCCAAAGGACAUCCGACCUCUUUGUACUUUUGUCCAGGCGGAACCUUCGCAGCGGGUCCGCGCCGCCGCCGGAAGAGAACGCCGUCUGGGAUAUCCCGGCGUUCUCCGCGCAGCGCCGUCCUUUUCCGGUAGCGGGGCUGACUGUAGUGUCGCCGACGGGAGGUCAUUUGAGCCAUGGCCAAGUCCAAGAAUCACACCAAUCACAAUCAGUGUUGAUCCCAAGUUCCUUAGGAAUAUGCGGUUUGCCAAAAAGCACAACAAAAGAGGACACAAGAAAGUAGAGGGCAAAAAAUAAAUUGGGAAUCACUGAGAACAGGAGCAGCCAUUCACAAGCCAACAUCUGCGCCCCUUAGACGGCAGCCAAGUGAAAUGUGUAUUUUGAAUUGUUCAUUUUUAAUAAAAUCUGUCAAGAACUCAAGUUUCUUUGCCUUUUCACUAAGAUCUUUCCGAAGGUCCUUAGCGCGAUGAAAAUUAAUUCACUUGUGACAUUUGCCCCCUUGAUCUAGGGAGCUCAUCUUCAAGGUUUGCAUGCAUUUACUAUAAUUUAAUGUCGGGGUGUAUUAAUUCUCCCAUCUUCAAGGCUGUAUGGAUAUGAAAAGAGAGUCCAAUGCAAAGUCACUCUUGUGUUCCUGGUCGAACAUCUUUCAAGUGCUUUGGUGAAGGACAACGAUGGGAAUUGUUAAAACAAGCCAAAAUCAGGAUUUUUGUUUCUGUUUGAGUUGGCUUACGACUUGAUUUGAUAUUGAAGCAUGUGUGUUGACUAAUGACAAUGUGGCAAUAUUUAAUGGUUAUUCCUUAAAGGUUCUUUUAAAGAAAUUAUUAUGCAGAGAAACCUAUGUUACAAAUUUGCAGAGGAUUGAAAGCUGGAUUGCUUCUAGUUUUAGCAACUUGUGCACACUAUCUAGGUGUUUGUUAAUUCAAGUUUUUAAUGGCUCUGAAAAUUUGUGGCUAGUAUUUCAUAAUUGAUUGGGGGAAUCUGAAUUUUGGCCAAUUAAAUUUUUUAAUAUUCUUGGUACAAGGAGCACUAAGGUUUUUGUGUAUUAAACAGAAUGUAACUUGCUACUGAAGGAUAAGAUGCAGAUUUUUAGUGAUUUAUUUGUUGGUGAUCUGAUGGGAUAUGGCUUAAUUAAAAUAAAUAAUAGUGUACGGUG